AUGGCAUCCGCGGCCAAGCGGCGUGUUGCCAUGAUCACUGGUAUCACUGGGCAGGACGGGUCAUACCUUGCGGAGCUGCUUCUCGAGAAGGGCUACGAGGUGCACGGCGUCAUCCGGCGGUCUUCUUCCUUCAACACGGGCCGUAUUGACCGCAUCUACCGCAAUGAACAUCUCACGCUCCACUACGGUGACAUGACAGACGGGACGAUGCUGCACCGCCUCGUUGCGCAGCUGCGGCCCGACGAGGUGUACAACCUUGCCGCACAGUCGCACGUUAAGGUGUCCUUCGACACACCCGAGUACACGGGGCAGACGGACGGCAUUGGUACGCUGAAGCUUCUUGAGUCCAUUCGUGCCAACAACCUGCUGGAGACGUGCCGCUUCUACCAGGCGAGCACCAGCGAGCUCUACGGCAAGGUGCAGGAGGUGCCGCAGACAGAAAAGACACCCUUCUACCCGCGUAGUCCUUACGCUGUGGCGAAGCUCUACGCCUUUUGGAUAACUGUGAAUUACCGUGAGUCCUACGGUUUGUUUGCAUGCAAUGGUAUCCUGUUCAACCACGAGUCCCCACGCCGUGGCGCGACGUUCGUGACGAAGAAGAUUGUGCGUGCUGCGGUGCGCAUCAGGAAAGGCUUGCAGGAGGAGCUGCUCCUCGGAAACGUGAAUGCGCUGCGUGACUGGGGACACGCGAAGGACUACGUGUACGGCAUGUGGCUGAUGCUGCAGGCGAAGAAUCCCGACGACUGGGUGCUGGCGACGGGCGAGCAGCACAGCGUAAAGGAGUUUUGCAACUUGGUCUUUGAGAAGCUUGGCUACACACUGGAGUGGUCCGGCAGUGGCUUGGACGAGGUUGCGUACGACAUGGCGGACCCGAAAAAGGUGCCGCUCAUUCGCGUGGACCCGCGCUACUUCCGCCCUGUGGAGGUGGAGACGCUGCUGGGCAACCCCAGCAAGGCCGAGAAGGACCUUGGCUGGAAGGCCACGUACAGUUUCCAGGAACUGGUGGAUGAAAUGGUGCAGCAGGAGAUCCGUGACAUUGAAACCGGUGUGGAUGCAUGGCGAUGA
Messenger RNA from Trypanosoma rangeli, 1065 nucleotides. RefSeq names its product putative GDP-mannose 4,6 dehydratase. The transcript has a single exon. Gene Ontology annotation, molecular function: GDP-mannose 4,6-dehydratase activity. Gene Ontology annotation, biological process: GDP-mannose metabolic process. Lineage: Eukaryota; Euglenozoa; Kinetoplastea; Trypanosomatida; Trypanosomatidae. The coding region runs from base 1 to 1065 and encodes 354 amino acids. The record is from RefSeq and is a predicted model, not a curated record.